Molecule: messenger RNA, 3122 nt
Organism: Camellia sinensis
Lineage: Eukaryota; Viridiplantae; Streptophyta; Magnoliopsida; Ericales; Theaceae
Product: cation/H(+) antiporter 15
Biological process (GO): proton transmembrane transport; regulation of pH
Cellular component (GO): endomembrane system; membrane
Molecular function (GO): antiporter activity
Source: RefSeq, a predicted model, not a curated record
AGCUAACUUAACUUCUCUCCUCAUCCAUUCCUCUUUCAUGGUCAAUGCACCAACAAACACAACCCACAAUAACUAAAUCAUUAAUUUUUUUUCCAAAUUUCUUUCCUUCCCUUCCCAUCUGAAAGAGAGUUUACCAUUUCUUUCUUUUACAGUUUCUGUUGAAAAGGAAAAGAAAAGAAAAGAAAAUUUGCUUCUUCUCAAGCCUUCCCUAGUGAUGGUAUUAUUCGUGGUGGGUGGCGGCCAAGGAGGUCUAGGUUUCAUUUGUUGUGCUAAGUUUGGGUAUUAUAAGAGAUAAAAGAGGUGGUGUCGGUGGUGGUUGUAGUUGUGAUAGUGGUGGUGGUGGUGGUGAAAAAAAACACAGGCAGACGAAAAUGGAAGAGGCAAUAUUACCAAAUAAAACAAAGAACGCAACAAUAGUGUGUUAUGCACCAACGAUGAUAACAACUAAUGGGAUAUGGCAGGGUGACAAUCCUCUCAAUUAUUCCCUCCCUCUCUUCAUCUUGCAAUUGUUGUUGAUUGUUGUUACUACUCGCCUUCUCGGUUUCAUCUUGAAACCCCUUCGCCAGCCUCGUGUUCUCUCUGAAAUCCUUGGUGGAGUGGUACUAGGUCCUUCAAUAUUAGGACAGAGUGAAGAAUUUGCAAAAGCAGUGUUCCCUCUAAGAAGUGUAAUGGUCCUAGAAACAAUGGCAAACGUUGGUCUCCUCUACUUCCUCUUCCUCAUCGGAGUAGAAAUGGACCUAGCCGUAAUUCACCGCACUGGAAGAAAAGCCCUAGCCAUAGCCAUUGGAGGCAUGAUACUACCUUUCAUCAUUGGCAUCUCCUUCUCCUUCAUCUUGCAACAAAAAUCACACACCACCACAAAAAACCAAGCCACUGUCAUCCUCUUCCUUGGUGUGGCUCUCUCAGUCACCGCCUUCCCUGUCCUCGCUCGCAUCCUAGCUGAGCUAAAACUCCUCAGCUCCAAUAUUGGCAGGAUCGCUAUGGCAUCCGCUCUCAUCAACGACGUGUGUGCUUGGAUUCUAUUAGCUAUUGCUAUUGCCUUAGCCGAAAAUGACACAACUUCAAUGGCCGCACUCUGGGUGAUCGUAUCAAGCGUGGCUUUCGUGGUUUGUUGUAUAUUCCUUGUGAGACCGCUGGUCACAUGGAUGAUGAAGCGAACCCCAGAAGGGGAAGCGAUAAGCGAAUUCUAUGUAUGUUUGAUUCUCACUGGGGUUAUGGUAGCAGGGUUUAUAACUGAUGCUAUUGGGACACAUUCUGUGUUUGGAGCUUUCAUGUUUGGUUUAGUUAUCCCGAAUGGACAACUUAGUGUCACGCUCGUUGAAAAGCUUGAGGACUUUGUUUCGGGGCUUUUGCUUCCUCUGUUUUUUGCCAUGAGUGGGUUGAAAACCAAUUUUUUGGCGAUCACAGGGGCUAUAACAUGGGGGUACUUGAUUCUGGUUAUUGUUCUUGCUUUUCUUGGGAAAAUUGCAGGGACUCUAGUUGUUGCAAUGUACUACCAAAUGCCAUUUUAUGAAGGGUUUACACUAGGUUUGCUGAUGAAUACCAAAGGCCUUGUUGAAAUGAUUGUGCUUAAUGUUGGCAGGGAACAACAGGUGUUAGAUGACAGAGCAUUUGCAAUCAUGAUCAUUGUAGCUGUAGCCAUGACUGCGAUCAUCACUCCAAUUGUAACCACAAUCUACAAACCAUCAAAAAGGUUUGCCCCCUACAAACGAAGAUCAAUCCAGAUACUUAAACCCGAAACCGAACUUCGAGUACUAGUUUGCAUCCACACCCCUCGAAAUGUUCCAACAAUCAUCAAACUCCUCGAAGCCUCCCACCCCACAAAAAAUUCCCCAUUUUGCAUCUACGUCCUCCACCUUGUCGAGCUCACCGGUCGAGCCUCUGCCAUGCUCAUUGUCCACUCCACCCAAGGCUCUGGUAGCCCCGCCCUCAACCGGACCCAAGCCCAAUCCAACCAAAUUAUCAAUGCCUUUGAAAACUUCAAACAACGCGUCACUUGUGUCUCCGUCAACCCUCUGACCGCCAUCUCUCCCUACACCACGAUGCACGAGGACAUUUGCAACUUGGCAGAGGACAAGCAUGUUGCCUUCAUCAUCAUUCCUUUUCACAAACAGCAAACGGUGGAUGGAGGAAUGCAGGUUGCCAAUGCUGCAUUCCGAUCCAUCAACCAGAACGUGUUGGCUAACGCGCCAUGCUCAGUGGGGAUUCUUGUCGACCGAGGGCUAACUGGAUCGACCCGUUUAGGUGCUUCUAACCAGGUUUCACACCAAGUUGCUGUCCUGUUCUUCGGUGGAGCAGAUGACAGAGAGGCACUAUCAUAUGCUUGGAGGAUGUCUGAGCAUCCCGGAAUCAGUCUGACCGUCAUGCGAUUCAUUGCCGGUGACAAUGCAAUUGAUCCAACGAGGGUGGAAACUAGCGCCGGACCCAACAGCCCUACCACACUGACAGUGGUGACAGACAGUGAUAGAGAUAAACAACUGGACGAGGACUAUAUAAAAGAGUUUAGGGCAAGAACUGUGAACGAUUCAAUAAUUUACAAAGAAAAGGUGGUAAAUAAUGGGGAAGAUACAAUGGCGGCGAUAAGAUCGAUUGACAAUACAUUAUAUGACCUUUUCAUAGUUGGCAGAGGACAAGGCAUGGUGUCGCCGCUCACGGCAGGGUUGACAGAUUGGAGCGAGUGCCCGGAACUUGGUGCAAUUGGUGAUUUGUUGGCAUCAUCGGAUUUUGCGGCCACCAUGUCAGUGUUGGUGGUGCAGCAGUAUCUUGGAAAUGGGCAUGGGGACGGACUUGAAAUGCCGAACAGCCCAAUCCAACAUCAUGAGCAGUAUAGCAACUUCAGCAGCCAUCGACCUAGGGCGCAGGCCUUAUUCUAUGAAUAAGCAGCAUGUGCGUUUGGAGCUCAUGAUUUUAAAUAGCAGUGUCAGAAUACGUGUUAAUAUUAACAAUGCAGUCAUACAUAAAUAGUAUAAGUAAAUAUAUCAACAAAUAUCAAUAUCAAAAGUUAAAAUCUCAAUAAGUAUUAGCUGAUAUUUAAAAUUCUGAUGGAGCCUUUCACAUUGGUAGAUCAGAUUUUUCAUUGAUGACUACAUUUUUUUUCCUUUGUAGUUUAUGCUGUAAUUAGG